UGAAGAUCUAGAGAAGUUACAAUACAACGCAGAGAGUUCACCUUCUUCACAUUUCAGUGAAUUUCUUAAAAAUACAAAGGUUUGAUGGAGCAUCUGUUUAUAAUCCUGUUUUUCACAGGAAUGGUUUCUCUCAUCUUGUGUGUCCCUCAUAAGUACUACCUGAUCCAGCAGGGGAAGGUAUGGAGUGAAGCUCAGAAUUACUGCCAAGCCAUUCACACUGACAUAGCUGUCAUAAAAAGUAAUGAGGACCUGGUCCAACUUCAGAAUGAAGCACAGAGACAGCAGUUUAGUUCUAGUGCUUGGAUUGGAUUUUACAAUGACAUCAACAGCUGGCGCUGGUCCCAUGCUAAUGAACCUCUAGGAAGUAUCACCUUCUGGUCUCCUCCAGAGCCCAACAACUGGCAUGGAGAAGAAUCGUGUGGUAUGAUAUCGUCAUCGGGUUGGAAUGAUUUAAACUGUGCUAGACUCUUCCCCUUUGUGUGCUUUGAUGGCACUCAAACUGGCAGUAAUCGCUACAUUUACAUCUCAAGCGCAAAGUCAUGGCUUCAAGCUCAAAGUUACUGCAGACAGUAUUACACAGAUCUGGCCAGUGUUCAUAAUGCAACAGAAAACUCAGUUAUACAGGGAAUAAUACCUGGUGACACUUGGUUUGGUUUGUUCCGGGACACCUGGAAGUGGACAGACCCAACCAACUUUACACUCAGCUGGAUCAUUGGACAACCUAAUAAUUACUUUUGGAAUGAAAACUGUGGGUAUAUAAAUAAUGGUGCGGUUGGUGAUGCACAGUGUUCAGACAAAAAGCCUUUUUUCUGUUACUCAGUAAAACAACAAAUCUUGAAGAUGAAAGUAAAGUUCAAUCAGAAUUUAAAUGAUUAUGCAACAAUUACGGCCAUCUUGGAGCAACUCAAACAGAAACUGGAUAAUUGGACGAAAAAGAACAUCACAGUAAAAUGGAGAGAGCUACAAGAUGGAAAUGUGUUUUACAAGGAGAUGGAAAAAUCACUGGAGUAA
Molecule: messenger RNA, 1011 nt
Organism: Silurus meridionalis
Lineage: Eukaryota; Metazoa; Chordata; Actinopteri; Siluriformes; Siluridae
Product: C-type mannose receptor 2-like
Exons: 6
Coding region: 85-1011 (308 amino acids)
Source: RefSeq, a predicted model, not a curated record